UCAGGAGGAGGAAGUAAACAAACCGACACACGCCUCUAAAACUGUACCGGGGGUAUGUUUCAUUUGUUUCACGGUGCUAAAAACGGAGUGAGAGUGUCAGCGGUCUGCCGUACCCAGCUGGCCAUGUCUACACAGGCUGGUACGGACUUUAAACACAGCGACAGCAGGUCCGUCCACUCCGACGGCGUCCAGGAGGUCCACAACGUCCCGCUGCGGGUCAUCAUCCGGCCGAUCCCGCCCGAGCUGGACGAGCACAAAGUCCGCAGCCUCAUGAGCACAAUACAGGAGGCAGCAGACGUCAACACCGUUCCUCCCAUCGACGUGCUGUGGAUCAAAGGCAGAGAAGGAGGGGAUUACUUCUACUCUUUUGGAGGCUGUCACAGGUUUGCAGCGUACCAGCGGCUGAACAUGACGACAAUCCCGGCCAAGCUCAUCAAGUCAAACAUCUCAGACCUCAGGACUUACCUUGGUGCCUCGACACCUGAUCUGCUGUGAGGCCAGAGCAGUUUGUUCAGCAGACAUGUUCAGUCGGCUCACAUCUGUGGAGUUACACUGCAUUUGUUUUUCUCUAUAGAACCAAAUUUCUCUUUCCAGUUAGAGGUAGCAACUCUCCUAUUGCAGCUGGUGACUGAAGAGCAAAGCUUCACCAGCAGGGGGAGAUGUAGCUCCUUAGUUGUACACAAGACAUUGUGUUGAAACGUGUGUGUGUGUGUGUGUGUGUGUGUGUGUGUGUGUGUGUGCGUGCAUGCGUGCAUGCAUGCAUGCAUAUGGCUAAGUAUGUGUGUUUAAGUUUCACAUUUUACCAAGUGUUAAUUUGUCAUUCUGUUGCUUCAGUCUUUCCAAACAAAAAUCAUGCAUAAAACAGAAUUUACAUCUUCAUUUUCCCAUCAUUCUUCCACUUAUGGUUGGAAAUGUGUGGUUGAAACAUUGGUAAAGUCAGACUUCAUGAAUGCUUCAUGUUAAAACUACUAAAAUUUUCUUGUGGGGGCAGAUGCCCCCGGAGCCCCCCUGUAUGAGGUUUUGGUUUCGGGACUUGCCGCAUUGUGCACCUCUUGUGAGUUGUCACGCAGGUUCUUUGCAGUUUCCUGUCACAGAGUAAAUGUAACGUUUACUUUGCUCAGCUUGGAGCCUGUAAUGUGACCAUGUUUUGGUGGCAAUUUUAUUUUGGUAAUCAAA
This is a messenger RNA of Myripristis murdjan (pinecone soldierfish), 1176 nucleotides long. RefSeq names its product sulfiredoxin 1 homolog (S. cerevisiae) (gene srxn1). The record is from RefSeq and is a predicted model, not a curated record. NCBI's taxonomy places the organism in Eukaryota, Metazoa, Chordata, Actinopteri, Holocentriformes, Holocentridae. Gene Ontology annotation, biological process: cellular response to oxidative stress. Gene Ontology annotation, cellular component: cytoplasm. The coding region runs from base 55 to 495 and encodes 146 amino acids. Gene Ontology annotation, molecular function: sulfiredoxin activity. The transcript is spliced from 3 exons.